GUGGCGAUUGACUCGCCCAGCAUCCGCUUACCCAAAUCACAGGUCGGACCUCCCAGCUUUCUCUUGUUCAAAUUAUCCCAGCUGAACUUGAUACUGGCCCCGAUGCCAGGAAAUCCCCUGCCUUAAAAGCAGAUUCGUUUUCGUCUGUCUCCAGAAGCCUACAGGGUGAAUUUGGUUAUACUUGUCUAGGUUUUGCAGUUAGGCUACGGGUUUCCUUAAUGAUAGUGGCACCACAUUUAUAUGAAUGAAGCGACUGAGUUGGAAUCACGUGUUGUUUUAAUGUUAACGUCAUUAAUUAUCGGCGUUUUUAUUAUUUGCAUUUACUUUAAAUCUGUGAAAAGCUGACACGGCAGUUACUCUGCGUCUCUGCAAAGUUUAGCUCUUUUCUACUUGAAGGAUUUCUGCAUUCUGUAAGCCGACUGUCAAAAUGCGAGACGGGAGCCACGUUCGUCUGUCCUUCUUUCUGGCACUGGCCGGCUUUUCAUUAGCGGACAACGUGCGGUUUUGGUCCGAAGGUGUCCUAGACGGCGCUGGCUUUUGUUACUGGACAAGGGCAUCAGCGUCCGGGCGCAUCUACCUCAACUUCCUACAGACCCCUCUGUCUCUUCGACUCUUUCACACCACGUGGACCGAGGAUCUGCGACUUGUGGACUGCGCGGUGACCGAGCAGCCGAAAGUAACGAAGGGCUAUCUGUCUCUGUGCUUGGGAGAACCCACGGGUAGUUUCUCGCAUGUUCCGGACCUACGUCUAAACGUCAGUAGUGUUUUCGCACCAGAUAGCCCGUGUGUAACCCAGCACGAAGCGAAAUACCGAGCAUCUGGUCGGGACAGACGGGACUUGCUGUUUGAUACAUCGCUCCGGCGGCAGAAGCGGUCUUGGAUCUUUCCCGGGACGUUGUGGUGCGGGACGGGGAAUAAAGCGAACAACUAUGAAGACUUGGGUGUGUUUGAACGGACGGACAGAUGCUGCAGGGAACACGAUCACUGCCAGCACACCAUCCCCUCUUUCACGACCGACUAUGGCCUGUUCAACUCGAACUUCUACACCAUCUCGCACUGCGAAUGUGACCGCAGAUUCCAACAGUGUCUUCUGGAAGUGAACAAUACCAUCUCCAACAUGGUGGGCUACACCUUCUUCAGCGCCUUGAAGGUCCCUUGCUUUGUGCUUAAGCAACGAAUGCAGUGCGUACAGAUGAACUGGUGGGACAUCAGGUGUAACAUGUCCCUGGUGACUCUGGCGGUACUUAGAAAUGCUACGAAGUACAACUCCACUCACCCUGUCCUGGAAACCGAGUACCAUCUGCCCACGGAAAUUCCUGGUAACCGAAGCACACCGGAAGUCCCGGAGACGACGAUGACGACCCUGCCAAGUGUGACUGGCCCCGAGCGAUUCGGUGCUCCAACCAGUGGGCAUCUUCCCAGAUCGCAUACGCCCUGCCGAGCCCAGCUUCACCUGCCUGAGAAGGGGAGCGGGCUCCAGCAAAAAGCAUGCACAGAAUCUGCAUCCGUCUCUAUGAUGCCGAGGACUUCCCAUACCCCCACUGGGGGCCCCCACCCAGCAAACUGGGACCAGUCCGAUGACCUAGAGAAUACACUGCUGGCUGUGACUACUGUGGCCCCAAGCAUGAACCCCAGUAAUCAACUCCUGCCUGUGUUGGACACCCAGCAAAGAGAUAAGCAGCUCUGCCUCUGUUACAAGCACCUCGAUGAGUGUGCGUACAAGAUUCCCCCAGGGGUGGAGAGAUUUGGCCUGUGGAACCUGGAGCCCAGGACCAUGUACCACUGCUCCUGCACUAGGAGCUUGGCCCGGACACUCCGGCAGAAGCAGGAGCCCAAUGCGGUGCAGACCCUGCUGCUCAAGUUCAUCUCUCAGUCCUGCUUCAGAAUGCAACAUGCCAGGGACUGCCCCACAGGGCCAUGGUGUUCUGCCUACUUCUCUGAAGCCCCUCCCAUCAUCCGUGCCCUGAGACGGAAGGGUGCGUCCAAGGCCCGAAGAUUCCUGGAGGUACCCAGCACCAAGGUGAAGCGGCAGGACUCGAGGCCGGUGAAGAGACGCGCUCCUGUCAGACUAUAUCAGAGGUGCCUGACACUAGUCCGCUCCAUGCCACCUAGUGUUGGUUCCUGGAGUCCUGUUUGACCCCCCCCCGACAUAACAGCUUGGGGUCUUGGAGUACUUUGCCCGACCUUAACAUGGCUAUUCAGAAGCAGGAACUGAAAAGUGUCUGUGUAGUGGAUGUUCACCAGAAGGUUGCAGGUUUGAAUCCUGGGAUGGGUGCUGCUGUUUGAAUUGCUUUAGCAAUAUCUGCCCCUAAAGAAUUACAAUUAAUAGUUUUAACCUUGUCUGUGGUUUUGGAUAAAAAAGCACUCUAGAAAAAAAGUACUGUAAUAUACCUGCAGCACUAAGGCUGUGUUCUUAGCCCUACAGCACAGCUUAACUCGUGGCUGUGUUCAUGACCUUGUCAAACAGAUCAUGUGAUCUAAACUGGAACUUUGUGGGGGUUUUUUUCCCCCUCUGUGGUCCAAGGUGUAUGUGGUUUACAUUUUGAACAAUUAAAUUCUGGGUAAAUAUGUAAUAGGUGGCUCUUUCUGACAGAAUCCUCUAAAGAUGUUUUGAUGUUGAAGAAUUAUGCAAGGUCAGUAUGCCACAAUGGGGCAUUUACAGACUUAACUCUCCAUAUUGUAAACGUUUGUCUUGAAGAAACAUCUCAUGAACAUAUUAAAUAUGUAGAAACAUUUUUAAAUUAUCAGUAAUAACCCUUGUACUUCAUCUGCACCCUAAAUAAUCGGCAUAAAAGAUCAAUGAGAUGCAUGUUUCCCCCGUUCUGCCCUACUUUUUGGCCCUAAAUUGAGAGGCCGCAGUGACAACGAUUUGGCAGCAGAGGGCAACAAUUAGUUCCCAUAAAUUUAGGGGAGCAGUUGGUAAACUACAGCGUUGUUGCUGUUUUGUUUAUAACCUGAGAGAUUCGUAAAAUAAACAUUAUGGAACAGGAAGGCGUGGGCAUAUUGGCGUCUUUCUUCCGGUAGCGCUAAAUGUCGUAGUACAAGACAGCCAAUCUUAUUUCUCUGUGCGUUUAAUGUAGUUAUGAAUCUUUGACCUUUAUAUCUGUGUCCAUGUGUAUUUAUAUUGCUUGUUUGUACUUUGAUAAAUAAUAAAUACAAUUUCCACUU
This is a messenger RNA of Paramormyrops kingsleyae, 3168 nucleotides long. RefSeq names its product phospholipase A2 group III (gene pla2g3). The record is from RefSeq and is a predicted model, not a curated record. NCBI's taxonomy places the organism in Eukaryota, Metazoa, Chordata, Actinopteri, Osteoglossiformes, Mormyridae. Gene Ontology annotation, biological process: arachidonate secretion; phospholipid metabolic process. Gene Ontology annotation, molecular function: A2-type glycerophospholipase activity.